UUUCAGCUCAAUCGGCUGUAAUUUUGCGUAGAUAUAGCCGUUCAUUUUCGUAACGCAAUUUAGCCUCCUGACCCAGGCCUUAAACUACUUGAGUUCUGGGUGCUAAAUAAAUAAGCUAUAGAGGUGCACCAUACAAAGACAUCAUUAAUUAUAAUAAUCCUGUUGGAGGCUCUAAAGGAAGCUUAAAACCUGGGUAAGUUGUUCUCCGACUCAUUUUGUAAUGACACGUCUCAAAAAUCAAUUUCGAAAACAGAGUUAGCAUCUUAUGUUUUCUUGUUUUGAGAGGAAGGAAUAGCUAAGUGUCUAUUGAUUCAACUUGAAUCAAAGGCGUGUAAACCUGGUAAGGAAUAUUCAUCGGUGGAAAGCAAUCGCUUUUUCUCGAUGGGGAGUGUUUGCAUGACUUCCUAAACAUAGCAGCUGCGAAGAUGACUUAAGAGACUGUUUGUUGUUAAAUGAUGUGACUGAAAUUGGAGAGAUCUCUAAAAGUUAUAAGGUGAGAAUGCUGACCCUUAGUAGUGGCUCUUCGCUAAAAUGAUUCUUCAUGAUCUCGCUUUUAGCACGAAAUAACUUCCCAAGAGGUUCCUUAUUCAGAGACGUCUCCGUUGCCAAUCUACAAAGUUUAGCAGGAUAAUACAGGUAUGUAUUCCUUUAGGUCAUGCUUUGUCUAGCAUUACGAGAGCUACUGUAUACUAUUCAUCUAACCAGGAUAUUAUGUGCUACAAUUAGUUUAGAGUAAGUUGUGAAAAUGCGGUAAUAUUUUCGUUUUAAGCGAAAAUUUGAUCGAGAGAUCAUUUUGUUAUGAGAGAGCUUGAGAUUAUUCGAACUCAAAAUUCAGUGUUGCUAUGAGGGCUUUUGACUAAUACAGUUAUAAAUGCAUGAUUAUUACGACAAUAAUUAAAGAGUUGUUGAUUCUCAUUUUCUUCGAAGUUUAAACUGCCGGCAGUAGAUGCUCUGCCGAUCUCAUACAAGUGUACCUGGCUAUUUGGGUCUAUUUGACUGCAUGCCAUUAGGAAAUGAUAUUUGAAUAUCAAACCCCCAUUUUGCUUCCUAUAGAAUGCUUAAAUUUGACCUCUUUUCUGAACGAAACGAAUCGAAAACCUCAACAAUUUUGCAUAAAAAUUGCUUAAGUGGCUAGUAUUAAAAAGUUCCACUAAAGCAAGACUACAGAUGUGGAUGGCCGACCUGUUUUCUGAACGAAACGAAUCGAAAACCUCAACAAUUUUGCAGAAAAAUUGUUUAAGUGGCUAGUAUUGAAAAGUUGCACUAAAGCACCACUACAGAUAUGAAUGAACCUUGUUUUGUGGAUAAUGCUUCAUUACAUUCCUCAGUUAAACCUCACGGGCAAGCAUCAAUUCCCUUUUCAGUCGUGAAAUUGUCUUGCAGAUAAAAGGACUUGAAUAAUUCCUGGAAAUCUUGAGCUUAAUAUUGUAGAGAGAUUUUGAGAUUUUGCGAGAUUUUGCGUUACCCUAUUAUGCACAUGUCUCGGCACGUGCCCUCUGAUUAUUAGUUUGAUUUCAGCCAAUUAUCUACAUUAGUAUGAACACGUAACUAUGUAGUAACAUGAUCCAGCACCGUGCGCCAGCGGCACUUAGACGUCCUAGGAUAUCCCUCGUUUUAGUCAAUUAAAAAUGUUGUUCUUUGACUCGCCUGUUGAUUUGCACUGAUCUCGUUACAAAUGUGUUCCUUAAAAUUGAGAAACUACACAUUUAUUUCGUUUUAGAGGAGUUUCGCUUUCCUAAAAAAUGAGAGAGUUACUCUAUGCUAUUCCUAUGAUCAGGAUAUUCUGUGCCCCAAUCAUUACAGAGUAAGUUAUGAAUAUGCAGUGAUGUUUUCGUUUUGAGCAAAAAUCUAAGCGAGAGAUCGAUAAUUUUGUUAUGAGAGAGCUUGAGAUCAUCUGGAGUCAAAAUUCAGUGCUGCUAUAAGGGCAUUUGCCUUAAAAAAAUUAUAAAUGCAUGAUUAUUAUGACAAGAAUUGAGAGAAUUGUUGAUUCGCACUCUUCAAAGACAAACUGCCGGCAGAAGUGCUCUGCCGAUCUCAUACAAGCGUGCCUUGCUAUUUGGGUCUAUUUGAGUGGAUACCAUUUUGCCCUCUUAAGAGGCUGUCUCUCUUAUUUCCACCCGGUCAAUAUUGCGUCAAAAAUAAUUUUACCUGAAACUCUGUUAACAGAAAGACUUUAAGACCAAACAACGAAAGAAUAUAUCUAAAUCAUAAAAGGAUCUCCAUUUGCAAUGUUGUUUCAAUCUCCUGCAACCUUGCCAACCUCUUAAAACAGGUCGCUCAAUGGCUUACAAUGUAUUUAGAGCAAUUCUAAGUGCUGUUUCAUCGUCUUCGCUGCUCUUUUGAAAGGAAGUCCGUAAGAUACUUCUUGUCAGACGAUCACGAGGUUUUAAUUUUCUUGGUUUUCUUAAUUUGUAAUUUCGAUCAUUAAGCCUGCAUUAAAAUAAAGGUUAAGCAAAACACGAAUUCUAGGGCAUCGAUAAACUUUUUAACAGAUGAGGAUGCUACAUUCGGAAAGCAUUUGCAUCUCAUUUAAGAAGGUUUUCAAAAAGGUUUUCUCAAACUUAGUGACCUACUCCAGUUGGAUUCUGUUGGUGCGGGAUGGCGUCGGCUGUCGUUGUGAUUGCUUAAAGAGCCUUUAUAAAGCUUUCACAAGGAAGCAGGGGAAAGGAAAAUUAUAUUUCACCUUUUGUUUCAUGAUCAAGAAGCUAACUCAAUUCUGGGGAGCAAAGUAAAAUGAAUAUUAGCUAUAUAGGGGUAAAAGCAGUUUUUUCUCGCUCGAGCUAACCUUUAGGGCGUGAGGAAUUUCAAUAAAAACAACACGAUAUUUGGCCCAACAGCAAAGAUGGCUGAUUUCUGAACCAGAAAAGAUGAAGUAAACAGCUUCAGUUUUCAAUCCAGUGGGCAAAGCGUUUUGGGGAGUGAUUCAGCUAUUGUGUGCUAAAAACAAGAUGGCAGGAAUGCUGCCGAACGUCAGCAUUCCUGCCAAAUCUUACACAUCAUAAAACAGAGAACGUUUAAAUUAACACAUGAACUCUUCAAAUGUCCACAAUUUGCGUUAAAGAAAUGUUCCAACAUUCCACGUAGGAAGCCAGUGUAAGUUUACGAAAUCUGUUAUCGGCUUUCUAUUGUCUCAUUUUGAGACGGUAGAUAUCCUUGAAUUUGGUGGGAAAACUAAGCACUUCAAGUCCAGCGAACAAAGACAAAUUUUUCUAACGGAGACUGAUCGACAGACAAGCACAGUCGGAAGGAAGGGAAGCUAGAACUAGAAUAUCAUAAUUAAAACUUGAUGACGAAGAGAGACUUAGGAGUCGACCUUGAAGACAUUUGUAGAAAACGUGAGAUAAUACCUGGAUUUCAGAUGUACAUCACGGAAAUCAAUUCCAAACGUCAAUCAAAUUUUCUCUUUAGUUUAAAAGAGUUGAGUUGAAGUCGUUAUUGGAUAUAUUAAGAGGUUGAAAGGUUUUAGAUGGUUUCUCUCAUGUUGACAAAUUGCUGAAUUUGAAGGUGGAGUUGUUGCAAAGUGUUAUAAUGAAACACAUCAACUAAAAAUUUGACUGAUAUGUUAAAACUUUUCAACUGAUCAUCUACUGGCAGGUAUUUGUAUUAUAUUUCAACCCAACCAUUUUCCACAACUUGUAAACACCAUUACGAAAUAAUUAGUUGGAGAAAUGGAAAAUGUGUAGUUUAUAUACUAUGUUUGAAAUGCCAUGUCCAGAAUAAGCUAAAGGAUAGAGAGGGGUGUAAGCUUGCUUUUUUGUAUCAUUAAUUUGCUAAUCGCUCGUGUUGCCAAUGUUUUGAUGAGAUUGGGCUGUCAGGGCAAAGAGACUGAGUAAUUUGGCAAGCAAAUUGCCUUUUUUUAAACCUGGAAACUAUCAUUGUGAAAAGCUAUACCUGUACCCGAUAACUCAUUGUUAUUCUGAUAGACUAAUUUUAAGAAGGAUGCAAUAUUUCAUUACAUAAAUUUGAUGCAUAGGCCGUGCACAAAACUCUUAUUUGACUAUACUUUUAGAGUCACUACCAAUCCUUACACAUAAAAUAUCGGUAGGGUCAGAGGAAAAAUUAAUUUACAAUACAUCUGUAAGACUUCAUGUAAUUAAUUUGACUACAUGAAUAUUAACUGAUGCUACGAGAUUUGAGAAUAUUCAAAAGAGUAUAAAAUUUGGUUGAAAAAUUAAAAUUCAGCAAAGGCCUGAUAAACAAGAUUCUUAGAAAAAUAAAUGUGUACGAAUGAAAAAAGCUAAGCACUCGCCCGUACCUGUGCAGCUCACAGUAAAUGAUUGAAAUACUAAGGGUGCUGUAUACCUCAAGCACUCAGGUUGCCCCAGCUGAGGGACACACCUUUGAAGUGUUAUUUGAAGGGGAAUAUUUUUCUUCGCUUCGUAGGGGUGUCCGGCCAAAGUGAAUCAACAUGAGAAAUGUAAAAGCCACAAUUACUUUUAAUUAAACAGUAUUACAUUAAACAAUAUUUAACAAAUAGAGAAGCCUCGACUGUGUGCUGUUCUGUUGUAAAGCAUGCAUGAAGCGGCUAGAGCACGAGAGAAGUGUAGGGAGAAACGGGAGAAGUAGUUUAAUGUUUUUUAUCACUUCUUGCAACAUUAAUGUCAGUUAUUUGCCAAAGAGCAAAAUGGGUCAAUGCUGAACUUAAACUAAAGUUUUCUACUCUUUCAUGGACUAUGGGACACUUUAAAAACAAAAUAAGAGCACCUUAGGGCCCGAAAAAAAAGUACAAGUUGCUUUCACCUUUAGUCACUUUCUACAAAAAGAGAGUUGAACGUGCUAAAUAAAAAUUUUGAAUCACCCACUCUACUUACAAAGUAAGACCGCCAAAGAAGUAAGAAAUUAUCAACUAGCUUAUAAUGUUCCUUUGGGUUAGGAUUUAGAGGGUUCUCUUAACUGAAUGGUUUAUGCUAGUAUGCUAUUUCCAUUCCCCUUCCAAUACUCAAAUAAGUUAAAAACACAUAUGCGAGAAAAUUCUUGCUUGAUGCCAGUUUUGUCUUUUAACAACAUUCCUUACGAGGUAUACAGGCAUUAUAGUAUGAGUACAGAAAGCAAUCCAUUAGUCUCGCAAACAGGUCGAAUUUAACAAUUCUUAAGAGGCUGUCUCUCUUAUUUCCACCCGGUCAAUUUUGCGUCAAAAAUAAUUUUGCCUGAAACUCUGUUAACAGAAAGACUUUACCUAGGAAAGAACUAAAUUAGAUUUGGUUUGAUUCGAAAUAAUUUUCUGACUGCAUUACGGGCCAUAAUUAUUUCCCAGUCCGUAGGGACCGUCGCAACGUCUCGAAAAUUGAAAAAUAGGCAUAUUAUGUAACGUUGUAAAAUAUUUGAUUCGCAUAGUUAAGCCACAGAAUUUAUAUCAGAUUGCUUAAAAACCUUUUCUAGUUUGCCAAGAAAGUUAGAAUUUGCCCUCUCAACAUACUUGAAAAGGCGAAUUUUAGCAUAUUCUGACCACUAGAAAUCGCCAUCGGCCGAUGGUCGUAAAUAACCUUGAUUUAGACGCUAAGUUUUGGGAUUUAGGACCUGGUUGACGAUUCUAUCCUACACAGCCGUUAAGUUUAGACCUUUAUAGGCAAAAAUAUGCAAAAACCCUUGUACGUUUUCGAUUUUUCAAAAGUUAUGACCGUUUGAAUCAGCACAUGUACGAGCAUUCGCGAUUUUUUCGCCUACACCAAAAUCGAACCACUGGAGCAGAUUUCGUCAUAAAUACAGCUUACCCGCUUUGCAGCCCGGCUUCAUGGCCCCCCAUCAGAAUUUUUCUAAUAACCAAAUUGGUGAAAUCCAUGACAACUUCAACAAAUAGCUAGGUAAUGCCUUCGAAAAGUAGGCGGCAUCCAUCGUGAUUCGUGGUAUCAAAACAAAUGUCGGAAUUGGCCACAUUUCGCGGUGAAUCACCCAUUUAACAUCGCUGCAGAGCUGAAUUUUUUCCAAAAUCAGAAUAUAAACUCUCCAUGUCUGGAAGCUGAGGGAGAAAUGAAGGUUUUAGGCUUCUGAAGUGAAGAAAUAAUCGCUUAAAUUUAGAUCCAGUUCGAUGUUAUACUGUUCUCACAAAGGUCCGCACAAAAGAGAAGACCGCUGAUAGCUUGUGCUGUACGUUGUGCCAUACGGUUUUGUUUUGUAUCCCAAUGUAAUAUUUGGGCAGAAAAAUUUUGGAUGAAAAGAAUAAAUGCUUGUACCUGGAGUUUGAUAUCAUAUAAUUAAUAAAUUAAUUUCAAAUAUACCUGAGCUUGCUUCUCUCGGUUUUUUUAUUUUAUUUAUAAAAAUAAACAAAUAUAAACAAAAGCGAAGGGCCGACCCCACCCAAGUUGCAGUGGACAUGCGAAAUGCGAAAAAUGAAUCAAAUGCACGUUUGUUCACUAGAGAACAGUGGCUGACAAAGAGCCAAGUUCAGAGCUUUUUCUCCCGGCUAGCAGCAAUGCGGCGAAAAGAUCAGGGUGUGAUCGGGAUAUCACUGGAUGAGGAGGAAGAUGUCCAAUGCGUCCAGGAAAAUUCCGAGAGAUAAGAUCUGGUAGACAAAGUUAACAAAGAGAUCAAAGUCUCACAUCCAAUCUGCUACGAUACGUAGGACCUCUGUGAACGUUACCACAAUAACACACUUCAGAAAUUCAAUGUGGUUUUGUAGAGAGCCAUCUGUAGUCAUUUUGAGAUCCCUGUAAAAUUGAGAGACAAAAAACAGAUCCUCAUAGACAAACUGUCGGACGUGAUUAGUGAUUGUCAGUGUGUUUCUCAGUAGACUUAUGUAAACAAUGUCUUAUACGGUGGCUGAAAGUGUAGAAUAUGCUCUACAGAUACAAACUACAUUUACUUCCGAUAUCAAGUUCUGACGGCGUUGUUAUAAUGUAAUAUAUUAUAAUAUCUAGUAGUCAGUGAAAUGUUUUGAUGAAACCGAUUGAAAAUUUACCAAAAGUAACACUUAUAACAUCUGUUCAUACGAAGCAUGUGUCAAGUUUUUAUCACGUUGGUAGCUGAUUUCUCCGGCUAUUGACAGGUUGCUGUUCUGUGGACACAAUCGACGCGGUACCGAGAGAAGCAAGCUCAGGUAUAUUUGAAAUUAAUUUAUUAAUUAUAUGAUAUCAAACUCCAGGUACAAGCAUUUAUUCUUUUCAUCCAAAAUUUUUCUGCCCAAAUAUUACAUUGGGAUACAAAACAAAACCGUAUGGCACAACGUACAGCACAAGCUAUCAGCGGUCUUCUCUUUUGUGCGGACCUUUGUGAGAACAGUAUAACAUCGAACUGGAUCUAAAUUUAAGCGAUUAUUUCUUCACUUCAGAAGCCUAAAACCUUCAUUUCUCCCUCAGCUUCCAGACAUGGAGAGUUUAUAUUCUGAUUUUGGAAAAAAUUCAGCUCUGCAGCGAUGUUAAAUGGGUGAUUCACCGCGAAAUGUGGCCAAUUCCGACAUUUGUUUUGAUACCACGAAUCACGAUGGAUGCCGCCUACUUUUCGAAGGCAUUACCUAGCUAUUUGUUGAAGUUGUCAUGGAUUUCACCAAUUUGGUUAUUAGAAAAAUUCUGAUGGGGGGCCAUGAAGCCGGGCUGCAAAGCGGGUAAGCUGUAUUUAUGACGAAAUCUGCUCCAGUGGUUCGAUUUUGGUGUAGGCGAAAAAAUCGCGAAUGCUCGUACAUGUGCUGAUUCAAACGGUCAUAACUUUUGAAAAAUCGAAAACGUACAAGGGUUUUUGCAUAUUUUUGCCUAUAAAGGUCUAAACUUAACGGCUGUGUAGGAUAGAAUCGUCAACCAGGUCCUAAAUCCCAAAACUUAGCGUCUAAAUCAAGGUUAUUUACGGCCAUCGGCCGAUGGCGAUUUCUAGUGGUCAGAAUAUGCUAAAAUUCGCCUUUUCAAGUAUGUUGAGAGGGCAAAUUCUAACUUUCUUGGCAAACUAGAAAAGGUUUUUAAGCAAUCUGAUAUAAAUUCUGUGGCUUAACUAUGCGAAUCAAAUAUUUUACAACGUUACAUAAUAUGCCUAUUUUUCAAUUUUCGAGACGUUGCGACGGUCCCUACGGACUGGGAAAUAAUUAUGGCCCGUAAUGCAGUCAGAAAAUUAUUUCGAAUCAAACCAAAUCUAAUUUAGUUCUUUCCUAGGUAAAGUCUUUCUGUUAACAGAGUUUCAGGCAAAAUUAUUUUUGACGCAAAAUUGACCGGGUGGAAAUAAGAGAGACAGCCUCUUAAGAAUUGUUAAAUUCGACCUGUUUGCGAGACUAAUGGAUUGCUUUCUGUACUCAUACUAUAAUGCCUGUAUACCUCGUAAGGAAUGUUGUUAAAAGACAAAACUGGCAUCAAGCAAGAAUUUUCUCGCAUAUGUGUUUUUAACUUAUUUGAGUAUUGGAAGGGGAAUGGAAAUAGCAUACUAGCAUAAACCAUUCAGUUAAGAGAACCCUCUAAAUCCUAACCCAAAGGAACAUUAUAAGCUAGUUGAUAAUUUCUUACUUCUUUGGCGGUCUUACUUUGUAAGUAGAGUGGGUGAUUCAAAAUUUUUUAUUUAGCACGUUCAACUCUCUUUUUGUAGAAAGUGACUAAAGGUGAAAGCAACUUGUACUUUUUUCGGGCCCUAAGGUGCUCUUAUUUUGUUUUUAAAGUGUCCCAUAGUCCAUGAAAGAGUAGAAAACUUUAGUUUAAGUUCAGCAUUGACCCAUUUUGCUCUUUGGCAAAUAACUGACAUUAAUGUUGCAAGAAGUGAUAAAAAACAUUAAACUACUUCUCCCGUUUCUCCCUACACUUCUCUCGUGCUCUAGCCGCUUCAUGCAUGCUUUACAACAGAACAGCACACAGUCGAGGCUUCUCUAUUUGUUAAAUAUUGUUUAAUGUAAUACUGUUUAAUUAAAAGUAAUUGUGGCUUUUACAUUUCUCAUGUUGAUUCACUUUGGCCGGACACCCUACGAAGCGAAGAAAAAUAUUCCCCCUUCAAAUAACACUUCAAAGGUGUGUCCCUCAGCUGGGGCAACCUGAGUGCUUGAGGUAUACAGCACCCUUAGUAUUUCAAUCAUUUACUGUGAGCUGCACAGGUACGGGCGAGUGCUUAGCUUUUUCAUUCGUACACAUUUAUUUUUCUAAGAAUCUUGUUUAUCAGGCCUUUGCUGAAUUUUAAUUUUUCAACCAAAUUUUAUACUCUUUUGAAUAUUCUCAAAUCUCGUAGCAUCAGUUAAUAUUCAUGUAGUCAAAUUAAUUACAUGAAGUCUUACAGAUGUAUGGUAAAUUAAUUUUUCCUCUGACCCUACCGAUAUUUUAUGUGUAAGGAUUGGUAGUGACUCUAAAAGUAUAGUCAAAUAAGAGUUUUGUGCACGGCCUAUGCAUCAAAUUUAUGUAAUGAAAUAUUGCAUCCUUCUUAAAAUUAGUCCAUCAGAAUAACAAUGAGUUAUCGGGUACAGGUAUAGCUUUUCACAAUGAUAGUUUCCAGGUUUAAAAAAAGGCAAUUUGCUUGCCAAAUUACUCAGUCUCUUUGCCCUGACAGCCCAAUCUCAUCAAAACAUUGGCAACACGAGCGAUUAGCAAAUUAAUGAUACAAAAAAGCAAGCUUACACCCCUCUCUAUCCUUUAGCUUAUUCUGGACAUGGCAUUUCAAACAUAGUAUAUAAACUACACAUUUUCCAUUUCUCCAACUAAUUAUUUCGUAAUGGUGUUUACAAGUUGUGGAAAAUGGUUGGGUUGAAAUAUAAUACAAAUACCUGCCAGUAGAUGAUCAGUUGAAAAGUUUUAACAUAUCAGUCAAAUUUUUAGUUGAUGUGUUUCAUUAUAACACUUUGCAACAACUCCACCUUCAAAUUCAGCAAUUUGUCAACAUGAGAGAAACCAUCUAAAACCUUUCAACCUCUUAAUAUAUCCAAUAACGACUUCAACUCAACUCUUUUAAACUAAAGAGAAAAUUUGAUUGACGUUUGGAAUUGAUUUCCGUGAUGUACAUCUGAAAUCCAGGUAUUAUCUCACGUUUUCUACAAAUGUCUUCAAGGUCGACUCCUAAGUCUCUCUUCGUCAUCAAGUUUUAAUUAUGAUAUUCUAGUUCCAGCUUCCCUUCCUUCCGACUGUGCUUGUCUGUCGAUCAGUCUCCGUUAGAAAAAUUUGUCUUUGUUCGCUGGACUUGAAGUGCUUAGUUUUCCCACCAAAUUCAAGGAUAUCUACCGUCUCAAAAUGAGACAAUAGAAAGCCGAUAACAGAUUUCGUAAACUUACACUGGCUUCCUACGUGGAAUGUUGGAACAUUUCUUUAACGGCAAAUUGUGGACAUUUGAAGAGUUCAUGUGUUAAUUUAAACGUUCUCUGUUUUAUGAUGUGUAAGAUUUGGCAGGAAUGCUGACGUUCGGCAGCAUUCCUGCCAUCUUGUUUUUAGCACACAAUAGCUGAAUCACUCCCCAAAACGCUUUGCCCACUGGAUUGAAAACUGAAGCUGUUUACUUCAUCUUUUCUGGUUCAGAAAUCAGCCAUCUUUGCUGUUGGGCCAAAUAUCGUGUUGUUCUUAUUGAAAUUCCUCACGCCGUAAAGGUUAGCUCGAGCGAGAAAAAACUGCUUUUACCCCUAUAUAGCUAAUAUUCAUUUUACUUUGCUCCCCAGAAUUGAGUUAGCUUCUUGAUCAUGAAACAAAAGGCGAAAUAUAAUUUUCCUUUCCCCUGCUUCCUUGUGAAAGCUUUUUAAAGGCUCUUUAAGCAAUCACAACGACAGCCGACGCCAUCCCGCACCAACAGAAUCCAACUGGAGUAGGUCACUAAGUUUGAGAAAACCUUUUUGAAAACCUUCUUAAAUGAGAUGCAAAUGCUUUCCGAAUGUAGCAUCCUCAUCUGUUAAAAAGUUUAUCGAUGCCCUAGAAUUCGUGUUUUGCUUAACUUUAUUUUAAUGCAGGCUUAAUGAUCGAAAUUACAAAUUAAGAAAACCAAGAAAAUUAAAACCUCGUGAUCGUCUAACAAGAAGUAUCUUACGGACUUCCUUUCAAAAGAGCAGCGUAGACGAUGAAACAGCACUUAGAAUUGCUCUAAAUACAUUGUAAGCCAUUGAGCGACCUGUUUUAAGAGGUUGGCAAGGUUGCAAGAGAUUGAAACAACAUUGCAAAUGGAGAUCCUUUUAUGAUUUAGAUAUAUUCUUUCGUUGUUUGGUAAAUAAACUACUUCUGGUGGCUGGUGCGUCUGCUGAUAAUGCCCACGGCUGAGAGGUUGUCCGAAGAAUGUAUAUUUAGCCGGGAAGCGAAGCUUUGAGGGAAAAUGUGAAAUUUUGAGGACAAUAUCUCAAAAAGAGACAUUAUCAGCCGACGUACCAGCGAGCCAGAAAGGGGUUUAUCUAUUCAUAACCCUGUCAUUAAUUAUUCAAUCACGCAAAAACCGCUUAUAAAAAAGGCCAGUAUUAAUCUGAGGGCUGAUGGCCAGCUUAUUGAUAUGACUAUCACUGGACUCUACAAAAGGAGUUUGUUUUUCUUCCGUGUAAAAAAAUAGAGAUAAAACUUUUUUGAAUAGAAUAAUGACGUAGACGGGGGUUACUGCGUGAUAGCUGUCUUAUGAUUUUGCACCACGUGACGUAAAGUAGCCGAUAAAAUCGCACAAAAUGGGAUAGUUAUGUAGUAUAAUCGAACUCCUGUUAAACAAAUUAAGGAGCCAAGCGAAAGGUUUUACCGGCUUACCGGCUUACACAAUUAGCUAACCACGAAAAUUGCCAUAAAAUACUUCUAGAACCAUCACAAUUCAAAAGGUCGAACAUAGUACAAUUGACAGAGCGCGUUAUAUCCGAAGUUUAUUAUUAAAAACUAUAAAACGGUAGUCGACGACGUUUCGACGUUAUGGUAACGUCAUUAUGAAGUAAAAAAAUUGCAAAAUUAUUAGGCUAUAAAUAGUAAAAACAACAAUAGGUACUAAUGAAGGCGUUUAAAAAAUAAAUAAUUUAAAACUAAACAAGUUUUUUUAAAAUGUGCUAUAUUGGUUUUAGAGGUAUUUUAUCGCAAUUUUUAGGAUUUUUUUAUAGUUAAAUAUUUGUUUUUAUAGUGAAAAGUUUUCUAUGACGCUUCUUUUUCUCCGUUUACUCAAUUAUCAUUUAAUGAUCACUCAACGAUCUUCAAAUGCUAUAGCCCUAGUCUUGCAGUUGUCUUUAAUAUGAAAAAAAAAAACUGAAUUGCACUUGUCAAGAUCCCCAGAACUAAUUUUUAUCCAUAUUUUCCCUACAUUUUUACUAUUCCUGAUGAAUACAAAACCAAGCGAGGAGUGUGGUCAUUCACGUACAGUUCGCUUAGGGUGCAACAACAUAUAAAGAUCGUUUUGUUCCGCAACAUUUUCUAUACCGUGCCAUCCACGUGCUGGUCCUAACACUUAAACUAAAUGAAAACAGCUGCCUGGGGUGACGGGUUUGACAAUUCUUUUAAUUUGUUUUAGGAAUCAAGAGAUGGAAACCGCAGGAUCAGCUGUAUCGAGUAGAGAACAGAAGUGGGAGGAAUUUAGAGAAACAGUACAAAAAGUUAAAGGGGAAUUGAGCUACAAAAUUCAUAGCUUAACGAAAGCCUUAAAAGAGGUUGAAGAGAUCUAUGAUGGGUACUGUAAGAAGUACCUCAGUGAACACCCUCUCGCAUCAGAGACAACUGAGCAGCCGCAGAAUGGCUUAAAGCAAAUAGUGGAUACGUCAGAGGAAGACCUAAAAACGGCAAAAUCUGAAGACGUAACCAUAAUGAUUGUGUUUGUGGGACAAACAAGCACUGGAAAAUCAUCCUUGAUAAACGCCUUACUUCGAGACGACCGUCUUCCCACUGGACCAUGUACAUCAACGAUGUGCAUCUUUGAAGUUCGUCCUACAGAUAAGAAACUGUGGAGCAUUAUUGACACUGUUAGUGGAACCAUACUCACCGAAACAAUGAACAAAGAAGAAGUAAAGGAAUAUUUAGAUGCACUGGCUGAUGACAAAACUGCUAGAGAAAGAGGGGAGCAAAAUGUCAACUCUGAGAGUGAAAUACAAGUAAAUUGGCCCUGUUACCUCUGCAAUCUACCAGAAGAUAUCGUCUUGGUAGAUACACCCGGUUUAAAAGAGAAUGACGCAUACGACCGAGCUGUCGCUAACUCCUGCAAGAAGGCAGAUCUAAUUGUGGCUGUGGUGGACUUCAUGUCGCUUUCCAUUAAGGAUGUAAGUACUGUAAACACGGUUCAAAACCUAGAUGGGACAUCAUAGUAGUAUUUUAGUGCGGGGGCAAUUAAAACUUAUCAUGGUGCAUCGUUCAUUGAUCUUAUAUCGAUCAUUUUGAUUGUUUUUUUGAAAUUAAAUCGGUGAGAUGAAAAGAGGUGGAUACAUCGAGAAACUACUUCAGUUUUUUUUUUAAAUCGAUAAAACUGUCUGUGCAUCUUUUUGGAUUGUUUUAUUACAUUCAAGCACCCAAAUGUAAAGGAAUAAAGACAGAGGUGUUUCCUCAGUCACUAGCGAUUCUAGUCCAUCAAAAGUUUGUCUAAAAUAAAGGCAGAACAAAAGAAGUGGAGGUUUUGUUCGCUGUUUAAUUAAUAAUGCUUUCGGAUCGAUAUACUUAAAUAAAAUACCAAAAUAGCACAAAAAAAAAAACAACAUACAAAAACAACGAAAGGAAUUGUUCGCUACAUAUAUGUUAUUUGCCGGCUGGGAGGUCCGUAUCGUGAAAAACUGUGACCUCGGUCACAGUUUUUCACCAUACGGACCGACCCUUAGCCGGUAAAUAACAUUUUUUUUUUUGAAACUUGAAGAAAUUCUUUCCGAAAGAACCCGAAUGAUUUAGGGCUGUAAAUACGGUAAGAUCUUCCAUAAACUGAAACGUUUUUGAGCGAGUAAACGGUAGUUAAAAAAAUAGAGGUGAUGCAAAUUCAAGAGAGAUGCCUCAGCGAAACAUUUUCAUUUCCGUAACGAUAAUUUAAAAGGCUUCCAAACAAACUGACACCUGUCAAUUAGAGAGCGCGUAAGUAAAAAAAAGCGUAAGAACAUUUGAAAAACAACGGAACUAGUUUGGAAAGGCUGUCACGACAAUGUUUUCUUCAAAAACAGUCUGAUUUAACGGAAAGUAUUAUUCACUCUCAUCGACGAUUCAUUCAUGUACGAAGAUUUACCUCUGUUCAUUAAGUAAACGUUGAGGAAAGUAAUUGUGAGUAAAUUCAAUUUUUUUAUUUUGAAUUUGUGAGAGUUUGCUCGUUUGUUUGCUGCAGUGGCGUGUGUAAAUCUGGUCUUUCCUCUACAAAAAGUAAAUUCGAAUGGCACACUCCAACGAGACACAAGGGAUUUAAUGCGGCCUUUUCUCAAAAAAUUCCUUCAGUUUCUGUUGUGCAAUUUACGGUACAAAUGUUCAAAUUGAACGGACUUGGAAAGACUCACCGUGAACGUUUAUUUCUUGUAGAACUUUAUUUAAAACUUCGCUCGCUCUUUCACUGCGAACAAAUUGCUUGCGAAAAUUCAGAUAUUAAAUGAAUGAAAGUUCCAUCGUUUAGGUUAACUGUAACCAAAUAACCUGUAACCUCACGUUUUAACUUUCUAGGUACUUUUUGUGAACGAUUAAAAUUAAUUGCAGACGGGUUUUAGGCCGCUUGCCAAGCAACGUAAUGUCACUAUUGUUUAUACAAAUUCAAUCUGAAACCAAUAUUUUUCUGUCAACCAAAGUGAUUUGAGUGAGAGAAAAGAGAGGAUUCACAAGUUAUUCAUCGGCUUGAGGUAGUGACCGACGUGUUUGCUUAAAAAUACUCCCCAGCCGGAAAAACGAGAUAUAUUUAUGAAAAAUGGCAACGAAAGUUGGGAUGGACUCGGCGACUCACGAAAGCGUUACCGUGGCCCGUGGGCAGAGAUAGGAAAAUACUGACCGGGUAAAGAACCAAUCAGAUUGCAAGAUUCGUUACCGUGCCCUCUCAAAAAAAAAAUUAUUUUAUUUCGCUUCGAAGAUUGCAGAUGUGCUAAACGAGAAGCAGUACCAGUUCAAGUUUGGCGUCUUUCUAAAAUGGGAUGAAGUCACUAAAAAAAACCAGUGAAACGAAGCGGCAACAAGCAAGAGAAAAAAACAAAGAGGGAUUCCAACAGUUGUUGGAAGGCAUGAAAGAGGUUUAUUUCGUUGAAGCAGAGAAUGCCUCAGUAGCAACGGUAAGUUUUGUAUUUGUGUAUUCUGGCAAUCUAAUUGAAGCAGCCUGAAAUCGGAAAACGAGGCAAAUCGAGGUACUGGAGUAUUCUGUAGGUGACAGACGUUUACAAGUUGUAAAAUCAAUUUGAAGAAGGAAAUUGCCUAGGAGAAGCGAAGGAAUUCUGUAUAGACAACAACUGCCAACGAUUACAUUAACCAAUAUAUAGAAAAUGUUAUUUUUAACAUAAGUUAUUAAACGCAACGCGCACUCUGAUCGGUCAAAAAUCUCUUGUAUAUUUGUAGUAGAUAUAUCCGGCUACACCCGUUUUCAAAAACGUUCCACACUGAAAAUGUACUCUAAAUUUAUAUAUAUUUUUUUUUUUAACAUCAUUUCGUCAUGAACGGCAACGUGUUUUGUCUUAACUUAAAUAGUUACUAUAGCAAACACGGUUCUUGGAUCUAAACUCCCGCCUUUGAUUGAGGCCAACAGGGUAAAGCGUAAACAACUGGGCAGUCCAAUUCGCCUUCCUAGCUUGAAGCAAUCGAUCAAUAUGAACGGCGUCCUCCUUGCUCGUGAUUUUUUUUCAGAAGGGUGUCAUUGGAGUGAUGGCUAUUACGGCUAACGGUUAAGAAUUGGCCACAAUACGGUUAACGGUCAUAUCAUUCCAUUUUUGUCACCAGAAAGCCCAAGAAAUUUACACCAUUCACUCUUCCAGUGAACUAAGAGCUUGCUAUGAUAUUCUUUCUGAUGCGUUGCGUGGAACGCCAUAUCAAUCACUGCAGCCGAGUUUUACGGCGCUGUCAUUCCGAGCAAUUCUCAUGUUCCAGUGAAUUCGGCUCUCGUUCGUUCAUAGAACGUACGCCUUGAGCUGUUCGUUUUUUAAUUGUCAUGUGAAAAAAAACUUGCGUGUUUUUAUGAGCCACAAUUCGGCCGGAUCUCACUGAACAUUUCACUGACAGAUUCAGUAUUAAAUUAAAAAAAGAUUCACGUAAAAGUGUUAAAUUCGACCUGCCGAUCUGUUGCAAAUUGCGAACUUUGAUGGUUUAACAUUUUGACAGCUUUUGUGUUGUCCAACCAAUCGUGUUAUUUGAACCAUUCUAAAAAGGAUUCUGAUGGAUUAUUGUAGUGUGUUUUAUGAGAGUAUAGAGUAUGCUGACGACACUCUUGCUCGCUUCAAAUAUUAAAAUUUGUUUUGAAAAUUGUAAGUAAUGCGUGGGGAAUUUGACGGAUUCUUUAUUCUAAACCAAUUAAAGAAGUCUUGAAUUUGUUCUGCUGUAAAGUAAUUGUAAAGUAGCUAGAAGGAAGCGGCUAAAGCACUCAGGAAGUCGGUGGUGAUCCCCUUACUCUUCUUUCGUGCUUUAAACGUUCCUGCCUGCUUUAUAACAGAACAGAGCACAGUCAAGGCUUCUUCAUUUGUUAAUAACUAUAUACCGCACAAGUGAGUUGUGCUUUUCGCAUACGGUGAUCGGCUAGUUCGAAAAUGAAUGACAAGUACCUCCGAGCAGCCAAUGAGACCAAAUCUUGAGUUAAUUUCCUACAAUUUUUCGGAAUAAGUUUUUGGUAUCUGUGUGGUAUAUACUGAGGAGUUAUUCACCUUAGUGAAUAUUUACCUCGCUUAGGUAUACACCUAAGUGAUAUUUACCUCGCGCUUCGCGGCUCGGCUCGGUAGAUAUCCACGACUACUACUACUUCCCCAAGUAUAUGCAGCAACCACAACUACCACUAUCAAACCACCACAACCAAAACCACUUCAACACCACCAUCACCACUACCACUGCUGCUACCACCACUAAUACUACCACCACUAUUGCUGCCACCGCUACCACUACUGCCAUCACUAACACCACCACCUACCACUACCACUUCCACUGCCACCACCACACCACCACACCACUACUACUGCUUCCACUACCGUUUCCAGCACCAUCAUUACCACCACUACCACAGCUAUAACCACCAUCAUAACCUAACAACCACCACCGGAACAGCCAACUUCAUCACCACCUGUAUCAAAACCAUCACUACAAGCACCACAACCACAGCUAAAGCCACCACAACCACCACAGUCACCACCUCUACAACAAUCACAAACAUAACCGUACCACUGCUUCACAUCGAACACCAAAAGUGCCACCACCACCACCACCAUAACCACCACCAAACCACUACCAACACCACUACUCCAAUCGCCACAGCUACCACCACUAGAACUAUUGCUAAAACAACCACCAUUACCACAAAACCAUCAUUACCAUUACCAGAGGCACCAGCUCCACCUCCGCUAUUACCAGGACCACCACCGUUACCAAAACUAUCACUACUAGCACUUCCACUACCACCACUUUUACAAAAUUCAGCACCACAAUCAGAAUCACCGGCAACACGAACACCACUAUAACCACUACUAUUACACCAACCAACGCCAAAACCAGCAUCAACGCAACUACCACAACCACCACCACCACCACGACCAUAAAGACCAUUACAACCACCACUACCACUAAUAAUACUGCUUCUACUCAUACUACCAUUGCUACUUUUAAUAAUGAUAAUAGUAAUGAUAAUAAUGAUGAUUAUAAUGACAAUAAUAUUAUAAAAUUAUCGUUAAAAAUAUUAUUAUCAUUUUUAUUAAUAUUUUAAUUAUCAUUAUUAUUAUAAAAAAAUCAAACGAUUUCUAAUGGAGUAAAAUACAUCAUCUGAAAUUUUAUAGGAAUUAAAAAAUUAUACACAAAUCUCUCGGAAACGUUCUCGAUGAAACAUUGGAUACCAAGGGGAGAAGUACUGAAUCGGACUGACCUCUGUGCCAUUAAAUCUAAAAUGACUUAGGACUUCCUUUGCGUCACGAAAUAGCAUUCUAGAGCCUCUGAAACUCAUAUGAAGAGAUCUCAAAUCUCAAAUGAUAAACAUUUCUUAGUCAUGAAUCCAAUCCUCUUUAAGAGUUUCUCCGCGCGGUUUCUCAGGAAAAUUUUACAGUCAGCUCCCAUUCCGCCGUUUGUAGCAAAGACGAGAGGUAUAGAGGACCCUAUCUCCAACUCCAAUACACGUUAUUGGUAUUACCCUUUCUUCUCGUUCUCUGGCCCUUUGAGGAUCUAUGCCGUUGGCUUUUUCUCGUAACUCUUUCAGUUAAAACGUGUUACACAGGCAUAUAUCAAUUGAAAAAUCAACCUGCUUUUUUGAUCGAUUAAAAAGUUGACCAAACCUCGCUCCUUCCCGGGUCAAGUGGUUAUAAGAGCUUUAAGAGAAUUAUGACGACAGUACUAAAGAGACAAUAAUAUUCCUUGGCCACUGUAUAUUAUCCCGAACUCAACAAGAAAAUUGUCUUCUGAAAAGACCACAUGCGCUCCUUUUACAAACUAUGAAACUUUGGGAAAGGUUUAUCCGGGUUAAUUUCUGGGUGCAUCGUCAAGAAGAUGUUUGUAUGUAUAACUUUAAUUAAGAGAAAUGAAAGAUGCAAGAGGAAAAGACUAAAAUUGAUCAAUUGUUUUGUGAUUAUUUUUAUUAUUACAGGGAUUGUUACAUUAUUACAGACGGCAGGAGUAUCUUUAGCCGUAGAAACAUUAGCAGGGGGAAUGGGAACCUUGGGAUUCGGAACUACUUUUGGUUCUACAAAGUUGAUGGAAAAGCUCGUAGGUGUCGGAGUAGGACAGAGAAUAAGAAAUGCCAUUGGGCCGAGUCAAAUGAAGACGGGUAAACUUGAAGAGCACGUGCGGAAAAUUUUGGAGGAAUUUAAAGCACUACUAGAAAAAUAGACAGUAUCAGCAUCAGAGAUUAUGAAACAAAACUCUGAAUCAAUUUCGUCACACAUAGAAAAGGCAAGAGAUCGUUCGUCUGAAGAAAUGUCAGCGCUGGAAAAGGAAGUGCAACAACUUCAGUGAAGUAUGGUCACGGGAACUUCUUGAAAUCACAGAUCGCCUGCAGGAUGUCGGGAGAGAAUUCGACGAACUGAAGCAUGGGUAAGUAUUGCCAUCAAGAAUGUCCCGCUAUGUCAAGUUUAUCAGAUCGGGAAGUUUAGGUAAAAAGAUAGUCGGGAACAUCUUGAGUUUAAAUGAUCACAAUCGCAGUUGUCUCUGCCACAGUUGCUAGACCGCGCAAGCCAAGAUUCUUUGUUUCUUGUGGUUACAAAUUAUGAAAAAAGAGAAAUUCUGGCAACUGCCAGUCACUGGAUGUUAGAAAAGUUCUAAUGAGUGGUAACAUAAUUAUGGUCAGCAGUUAAUUUUGAAUAUGUUCAUGCUUCGUCUCCUUGGGAAGGAGAUGGUAAGAAACAUUGACUUAAAUACAUAUUCAUUCGAUCGUUCGGUCGGUUUCACGACUCACGACAAAUUUUCCUUCUUUGCGACAUAGAGUGGAAGUGAUUUCAACCACGCGUUUUACAAAGAAUUCUUUUCAAAACCUAUCGCUUUAGUUCUGCUAAACUGUUCUGUUUCGUUGCUCCAUCUUCGAGUAUGUUGAUUACUACCAAUUGACAAUCGCACCAAUCAAUGUUUUCUUUCGUUUGGGGGCCAAACGUACUACAAAACAAAAAAACAAAAACAAAAACAAAAACAAAAACAAAAAAGCACAGGCGAAUGUUACUUGACCGAAUUUGUCUCAGGGAUAUUUUAGCUUUCAAGUGAAAUGUAAAAUCAUGCAUGAAAGAACGAGAAUAACACCGGAACACUGUCUAGUUGUUGUAAGAGAGGAUGUCAGCACCCAUCGAACAAAUUUGAAAUAAUUUGGCAAGUCGCCCAAAAUUCUAUUCCACUUCUACUGUCAUAUCUUGCAGCUCAAAAUGUUCUAUUAAUUAUGGUGUAGUUUUUUUCGUGAAAAAAUAUUUUAGUUUUCGAGAAAUUAUUUUUUUCGUUCGACCGCUUAAGCAUGCAAAUUUUCACUGUGAAUAUUACCCGACUUGUGUGACCUCAUGUAACAAAUAUACUCGACCUCCAGUAUUUCUGUUAACAUAAUUCUUUGUUUGUAUCUUCUAAAUUGAAUCCCCUGUCAUUAUUGAAGCUGGCAAAGAAAUAUUUAUUUUUUGGUGAAUAUUUUUGUAAUAUAUCUUUUCCUAUGUCGAAAAGUAACAUCCAAGAAAGACAGAAUCUACUGAACUCCAAGCUUUUUAAAGACAAAAGGAUGGUUAAAAUUUUCUGUAAAAAUUUCCUUGUGUAUUUGUGUUGUUCUACCUUGAGACGAACUCAAAGUCCGGCAAAAUUUGCUUGCUAGUGACUAUGAAAUUUGCAUGGUGUGCUAACUUGUCACCAGCGUUCACUGGCAUAAAUUACUACAAUUUGUAACACUCUUACCUUGUUUAUUUAUGAUUUUAUUAGUUGCUUCGAUUGUUACAUUACGCCUGGAUAUGAUUUUUUGACAUGAGCCCAGGUUUAUUGAGUUUAUUUGGGUUUUUCAUUCCAGAACGAGGUACGACACUUAUCUGUAUGAAUCCUCUUUAGGAGCGAGGGAAGCAUAGAAAAAGACAGAAAAGGGCAUAAAUACUCGUUUUUACAGGCUUAAUUAUCUUGCAUGUAAACACGAUAUGAAAUUCGGAAAUGGGUGAGAAUGCUUGUCGUAGAGGUCAAAAUCAGCGAUCUGGUACCUUUUACGGCGUCUCAAACUUAACUGUACUACCAGAGACCUAGCUGGUACGUUUUGGGGUGUUUUUCGCUCAACAAAAUACCUGAAAUAAGCAUAACUGGGUCGAUUUUAGUGAUCUGACUUGAGCCUCUAGAGCACAUCGAUCAAGGAGUUUUUAUUAUUGGGAUUUUAGGGGUAGACAUCGAUUGUUGCCACUCCCACACAGAUGAGACUCAGGUACCAUUUAUAAUUUUAUAGGAGUCGUUUUCGAAAUUCCCGGCACACACCUCCACCCUGUUAUGUAAAGGUGUCCCUCGGGGGGUGAUGAUACGUGCAGCACACUUGAAAUUUAGCAAGGAAAAAUUUUGAUGUGAUUUUUGGUGAAGAGAAACAAGUUUUGUCAGCGCCUAGCAGCUUGUGCGGAAGGGCCCUUUACCACCACCACCACCGUGUGCAUAAUUGCGCGUCCCGCCAGACGGCGGGAGACCAACAAAGUGUUCAGACAUUAGUAUAGAAAACUCCGCCUCUGUCUGGAUUUUUGGUAGCCUAUUGACCAAUUCCCAAUCGAUACUUAGGUCUUACGGGACGCGUAAUUUUGCUCACUGUGUUUAGAAGCCUACUUACCGGAGCCAGGCUGUAUGAAUUUUCUAUACAUAUUGAGUACAAUCUGUGAUACACGCCUGCCAAUUCCCCCAUCGGCUUUAAGAAUCGACUUAACCCUACCUUUAACCUUUACGAUAGCCGUACACCGCUCUAGGUACUCAACAUCUACUAUUGGAACCACGACUCCACCCAGCAUUGUAAAAUCAUCGAUAUCUGUUAGCGUCUCGAGGAUGUCGGCACGCGACAAAAUAAGAUCAACUUCAUUUUCUGGAUCUGAAAACUUGCAACUCCGCAAGUAACUUGAAAUGUCUUUUUUACAACUAUGCAAGGGAACGACUUGAGAUAUGCAACUUCGGUCUUCUCCAUAACUAUAGCCACAAGUUCCACCAGCGAACGAUUUAAAUGAACAGCAAAUCCCCAUGCUAACAUGUAAGGUGAGACGCUUAUACAACAGAUCAAUUCGCUAAAUCAGUAUGUAGCUUGUCAAUCCAAAUGACUUUUGUAACCAUUCUUUGACUUCCGCCGGCAAAGGAUUCAUCGAUGGAUCUGGACAUUUUAGUUUUCUGAACGCAGUAAUUCCUGAAAGGUUUUUCUAGAUAUCAUGCAAAAAGGAAUAAAAACUACCUCUUGGUAUUUCGGAGGUUGAUUCAUCUUUGAAUUUGUGUCACGCUUGUCAUGCAACUGAUUUUAUAAGAUGGAGAAGAUAUAUAAACUGGAACUCAAAUCUGGCUAGAAUGUGGUAAAGCAUAACGUGAUCAUAGAUCAUGGUACAUUUUUUACAAAUGGUAGUGAUGUAUGCCAGUAAACGCUGGCGACUUGUAGGCACAUCAUGUAUAUUUCACAGUCGCUAGCAAGUAAAUUUUGCCGGACUUUGAGUUCGUCUCAAGAUAGAACAACACAAACACACAAGGAAAUUCUUACAGUAACUAUUAACCAUCCUUUUGUCUUUUAAAAGCUUGAAGCUCAGUAGAUUCUGUGAUAUCGGUCAUUGUUCAAGUACCUUUCACAGCAGUCAACGGAAACUCUUGUCCAUGCAUUUAUAACGAGCCGCCUGGACUAUUGCAAUGGCCUAUUAUAUGGACUACCGGACUGCUUGUUGAAUAAGCUGCAACGAGUACAGAAUGCUUGUGCCAGAUUGAUUCUUAAAGAACAGAGAUUUUGUCAUAUUACGCCCUUAAUUUUUAAGUUACACUGGUUACCAAUUAGAUAUAGAAUUGAGUUUAAAAUAUUGUUAAUUACUUUUAAGAUUCUUAAUUUUUUAGCCCCUUCUUAUCUAUCCUCUCUUAUUUCCCUUAGACCCCCCCUCCAAAUAUAAUUUAAGAAAUUCCAGUGAUAAGCUUUUACUUAGCCAUCCAUCAUUUAAAUCGAAAGCUACACUGGGGGACCGUUCUUUUACCUGUGCUGCUCCGAAACUAUGGAACGAACUACCGCUGGAUAUUAGGAGCGCAAGAACAGUAAAUAUUUUUAAAGCUAAACUGAAGACUCACCUUUUUCGUAGUGCAUUUCUAUAGCUUUUUUUUUUUUUUUUUUUUUUUUUUUUUUUAUUAUCUCGUUUCUUAAAAUUAUUGUAAGUCUAUUUUAAUGAUAAUUUUUAAUCUUGUAAUGCGCAUUUGAACAUUUUAUGGAAUUUGCGCACUAUAAAUUUUUAAUAUUAUUUUUUUUUUUUUAAUAUUAUUGUUAAAAGUGUGUUUGUUUUAAUGCUACUAUUUGACAUAGGAAAAGUAUGUCGGACAAAGAUAUUCACCAAAAAAUAAAUAUUUCUUUGCCAGCUUCAAUAAUGACAAAUGAUUAAGUUUAGAAGAUAAAACAAAGGAUUAUGUUGACAGAAAUACCGGAGGUCAGGUAUAUUUGUUACAUGAGGUCACACAACUUGGGUAAUAUUCACGGUAAAAAUUUUCAUAUUUGAACGAUCGAACGAAAAAGAUCAUUUCUCGAAAACUGAAAUAUAUUUUCACAAAAAAACUACACCACAAUAAUUAGGACAUAUUGGCUACAAGAUAUGAAAAUAGGAGUGAAAGCGAAUUUUUGGUGACUUGUCACUGUUUGUCUUGUGCAUGCUGACAUUAACUCUUAAGUUAAUAUCUGGGUGAUCUACUCGUUCAUCCAAGAGAGUCAGAUUUAAGAAAUACAUUACUUUCAAUUGUGUUCUACAGGUUGGAAGUGAACGACACAGUUCCUUUCGAUGACCAGACAGAAAACCAGUCAUCCGCCUAAAUAGCUGUAUACAAGCCCUACACUGUAAUUUAGAAGUAGUCCGUGUUACUCAGCAACAAAUAAUUGUAGUAUUACUGUAAACUGACUGGAUUUAAUUCAAAUUAAGUUUUCCCGUUAAUAGUCAAUCAAGAAAACAACCAGUAGAACACUCAUUUUUCUUCAUCCAACAAAGCCAUUACGACUUUGUUAUCAUAUUUUUACCUUCGGUGGACUCAUCAGCACAUUUUCUAUAGUAACACAAUUACUUGGUCAGCAUAACCGUGUUUUGUAAAUAACCAAUCCAUAUUUUAAUUUCAUUUGAUUUCUCUGUAGAGCAAUGCUUAGGCCAGCCAGUCACAUGUAAUUGAGUCGAUCGUAAUUCCUUCUUAUAAGUGACAGUUGCUUUCAUCAAUAUUGAAUUCGUGGACCCAUUUCGUAUCACCCCUCACAUAGCGCUGCUGCGAAUUGGAUUUACUGCUUUGACUCUUAUAGUUCAUGAAAGACGUUAAGCAAAAUUAUAUAUAUUCUCUGGGCGCUUUGCCUUAACAAAACGUUGUUUUUCGCAUACAAUUACUAACUUCCCUGUCUGUCAUUAGGUCAAGAUAUCGAAGAGGAUGGUGGUCAAGUAGAAAUAGUGGUGCAAAUUUGCGAUAAAGCAAAAGCAAAGGAACAAAACGUCUUAACUUUCCGGUUCACAUUUUCAAAGCUACAUUAAAUAUGAACAAAUCUUCCUAAAGGCGAAUUUAGUACUUUAUUUAAAACAAAUACAUGAGGUGUCUGAAAUAUAUAUGAUUAUUAUGCAUUUCCAAGGCUCCAUUAAAUAUAAACAAUUUCUUAGUAACCUGAGCCUCUCUGCCCAAAGAAUUUACAUAUUGUGUGUUCGCUGUCUCUGCUGGUUAUAAUUUGACACCAACUAGAACACCUUUUAAUUUGCCAAGAAAAGUAUGAAUCGCAAAAUGUUUUGACCGAGAAGAAAAACACUGAAACUACUUGCAAAAUACUAUAUCCAAGCCAUAUUAAUGUAUUAAUUAACUAAUGUGGCCGUUAACAUAUCGCUAACAGACAAUAAUUCUAUGGAAAUGUUCAUAGCUGUACGGAAGCUCGGCUUUUUGCCAGUGAUCAAAGAGUCUGUACGUACGAAGAAACUGCUAGGAACAUUAAUGAGGUGAUAGUAACACUUCAUAUUCAAAAUCGUCGAUAAAAUAACCUUUGGUCCCUUUUGACGCAUCAACACUAGAUUUCAUGACAUUACCUGUAAAAACUAGUGUUACUCCGUAAAUUGAUUCUCAGAGGACCCGGGUUUUUUUUAAACCAAACCAUUAGUUACGGGUUGAAGGUCAAGAUUGUUUUUUUUUAUUUUUUAUUUUUCAUUGAACUCAGAACAUGAAAUAUGCGUUUUCAGUGGAAAAAUGCCAUUUUCAAAAUAACCAAAGUAGAUACUAAUAAGGAAGGAGUUACUUAGGAGCUUUUAAAGCGAAUAAUUCCUAAGAACAGGAUAUGAAAUGUAAAUAUAAAUAUGGCAAGGUAAUCUCUCCCUCCUCUUUUCCCAACAACCUUGCCAGAUUUGUCUUUCAUCGAUCGAAAACAUAGUUCGAGUUAUCGGUACCUCGCGACCGCACACGACUUUCAGCCUCCCUUGACCUCAACUUAUCAAAUAUAUUUUUUUUCAAGUUUAUCACAUGAGAAGACACAAGUGCUUUGUACUGUAAGUAUUAGGCCCGCUGGGCUCGUCUUUUUCAGGUGUGAUAAUCCCGAAGUUAAUUUGAUUUAAUCUCAUUAAAUAUGUCAUGGGCCGACUAGCUUAAAUUAUCAGCACUCUCGAGUUAGCAGCUGGAUAAUGUUACUAUGUCGAUAUUCCAAUGUCAUGGUUUUUGUCCGCCUAUCUUUUCUUUGCAGUUUCGUAUUUCAAGCGCGUGAUUCAGUAGCAGUAGAGAUGGCACCUAGGAAAGAUUUCUCGCCCUUCACUCCGGUCAUCAGCCCUGAAUUAAGCCCACAAUUGACUUGGUUCAUUCUAAGUUCGAAAGUUUGUGGAUCAACGCCGACGCAAUACUUUAAGCGGUCGCCUGUUGUCGCCAGUUUUCCAAGCGAUUUUCAAAGAAUCGACAGUGCCCACAUUCGGCUGCUAGAUGGCCACCAUUACUCGAACAAGAAGUCCUCUAAUGCAACGGAAAUUGUCUGUUCCUCGUUUGGGUUGAUAACCACUCUGCUUCGCCGUUCUUCUUCAGAAAGCUCUGAGUUCAUUUUGCAGCUGAGAGAUUUGCUGAACUCAGUAGAUCUCAGUGAAAUGUCUAUCGGCGAAGAAAAUGAAGGCCAAGCAAACAAAGAACGACCACGUGCUUCACGAUGCUUGGAAAUGCCAACGACACCAACGCACAAGACAUCAUCUGUGGCCAUGACACCCCCAAACAGUGGAAACUCGUAA
This is a messenger RNA of Pocillopora meandrina, 25762 nucleotides long. NCBI's taxonomy places the organism in Eukaryota, Metazoa, Cnidaria, Anthozoa, Scleractinia, Pocilloporidae. The record is from the annotation of a GenBank genome assembly.